GAUUAAAUAUAAGAAACCAACAAAGGGGAAAAACGAUUAGGGUUACAGAUCGGAGAGAGAGAGAGAGAGGGAGAUGAAGACAUCGAAUCCAUCAAUGGAGAAGCGCGUGAACAAGAUACUGAGACACGUGAAGAAAUUGCAAGAGGAGAAAGCGGCGGAUCAAAAGCUACGAAUAAAAAAAAUAGUCCGACAGAUGAACAGAUUGCAGGAGGAAACAGAGGAGAUGGAGGAAAUGGAAUCGAUAAAGAAAUCGGAAGAGGAAAAGAAUGCGAAAUUCAUGAAGGAAGCAUUAGAGGAGCUGGAAUUGGAAAAGAAGAAGAUACAGAAAGCUAAAGAGAAGUAUGCUCUGGCGAGGAAGCUCCGGCCCGAUCUCUAUCGUCUAUGUGGAACUCUAAACGUCAUGUAUCGCCGAGAUUCUCACGAUUCCUACGAUCCAGAAGAUGUGCAAAAGGCCAAAGAUUAUGCCCAAGCAGCAAUUGAUGUGUUCAACCAGAGACAAGGCGUCGAAUACAGUGUGGUGGAAGUAAUCGAAGCAACCUCAGUUGCAGUCAAUGGAUUUAUAGUGUCUUUGACGUUUACCGCCAAGCCCAAUGAUGCUGAUUAUGAUUAUGACGAGGAUGCCGAAAAUUUCAGCGCAAGUCUUCACUAUUCAUAUAAAGGUCUUGACGUAACGCAUGUUGAUUUUACUAUUUAGCUGCUACAGGUAAUUAAUUUUGAUUUUUUUUUCUUCUCUUUUUCUUAAUUAAGUUGUUAUAUAUGCUUCGUAAUUUUCUGAUGAUGAAUGCAUAUAUGCACUUGUGCUUUUCUUAGGAGAGAAAUUAGCAGAAUGCAUUGCGCAUUUAGUGGACGUAGUUAUGAUUUAGAGAAAUUGCAUUUGUGGAUAUAACAUUAGAAAUUCCAACAAGCGUACGAGCGUUUGGAUUGUCUCCGUAUGGUGUAUGAUGCUUUGCAUUGGUGUUACUUUUAUUGAAAGAGCACGGUCAAUUACUAUUUUUUAAUUGUCUAAAGAUACAUUAUAUGACGCUUGUAAACACAUCGUCACGACAUAACACUUCUACUCGAGACUGGUUGAUGUUGCUUUUUAUUUUUGGGCUCGAUCUGGAAACAAGUGUAGCAUUUUUAUUUUUAUUUUAAUUUCUUUUGUGUUAGGUACAAUCCAUAAAUCCAUCACCGGAUUCACUUUCUUAUAGUAAUUUCAGUAGUUGUAUUUUCUUACCUCUUGUUCUCUAACCUUUUUGAUUUUGUUUGAUUUCGGUUCAUGAUUUCUACGAAGAGAUUAGGUUCUUCUGUUUAUUAGUUACUAAAUUGGUUCUGCCAAUUUAAAUUAAAUCAAUAUGAUUCUUGUUUCUUUUUUUUUUUUUUUUUGUUUUUGUUUUUUGUUCAUAUUGAUGUUUGUUGAAUU
Messenger RNA from Erythranthe guttata (spotted monkey flower), 1402 nucleotides. RefSeq lists its product as uncharacterized. The record is from RefSeq and is a predicted model, not a curated record. Lineage: Eukaryota; Viridiplantae; Streptophyta; Magnoliopsida; Lamiales; Phrymaceae.